Messenger RNA from Caenorhabditis remanei, 1029 nucleotides. RefSeq lists its product as uncharacterized. NCBI's taxonomy places the organism in Eukaryota, Metazoa, Nematoda, Chromadorea, Rhabditida, Rhabditidae. The transcript is spliced from 8 exons. Gene Ontology annotation, biological process: proteolysis. The record is from RefSeq and is a predicted model, not a curated record. Gene Ontology annotation, molecular function: serine-type endopeptidase activity. Bases 1 to 1029 code for a protein of 342 amino acids.
AUGAAAUGGAUAGUCGUGAUUGUUCAUCUAAUUGCACUUUUUGAAAGCAAGAAAUUGACAAUCGAAGAAAAUGAGCAACGACUGAAAGAGUGUGGAUUGACAACUACAAACAAAAUAUUUCGUGGCGCGAAGACUACGGUAGAUCAAGCACCAUGGGCUUUAUUUGUGGGGUCGUCCGUUUCUAGUUGUUCUGGAACUCUGAUAUCUCCUAGACACGUACUUUCGGCCACUCAUUGUAUUGCUAAUCAUAGUGACAUCGAAUGGACGAAAAGUCGGAUUAACUUUGAAUUUGAUAGGGAACUGUGCACGGAGAAUGAAAACUACAUUGUGACCGAAGUGAAAGCCAGCAAAGUCUACGUCAUGAAUCGAAAUUAUACUGAAAUCGGAAGAGCUAAAUUUAUUUUCCUUCUGAAAUUCUGUCGUCGAAUCACAGAUAAAGAAGCAUUUCAAAUACAGUAUCCGGAUGACUUCAUGAUUAUUGAAUUGGCUGAAGACGUGGAAUAUACAACGAAUGUUCAGCCGGCUUGUAUUGCAGAUGACAUCGAGGACAAUCCACCAGAGACGAUAGCUCGUUUCUUUGGAUACGGGGAUGAUCCUCCACCGGGUGUGGUUAAAACUCCGGAGAACUCGAAAAAAGGAACAGACAGACCCCUUUUGACACAGGAGAUUCGAAUUCUUCCAGUGAACGUGGAGGGAACACUGAAUAGAAUGGAUCCAAGAUUGUUUAAAGCCAGAAGUCAAUCCAUGAAAUCUAUAACUUGUCCGGGAGACUCUGGGGGCGGAGCUAUUCGAGUGAUAAACGGAAGGAAUACUGUAAUUGGAGUUACUAGCCAAAGCACGUGUGUAUCGUUGAAUCGAGAGGAGAAUGGUCAUGAAAUCUACGGAGCUGUUGGAUUCUAUUCGGAAGAGAUUUGUGAGCUAACUGGUGUCUGCAAUUUGGAUUCGGAUGAGAACUCGAGUCAUUCAAGAUUUGAAAUAUUUGAUCUGAUUACUCUAACUCUGAUUACUUUUUGGUUUGUACUUCAAUGA